AUGACAAGCGGCGAUACGUAGAAAAAAUCUUUUAUCAGAAAUUAUCUACUGGUAUCAGUUCGUCUAGAUCCGUAACCUCAUGUUCGUCGUGGUGUCAAGGCGUUUUGAGCCAGUUUUAGGAGGAAGAAGAAGAUAAAAACUGCUAUUUUCGUAACAAGGGAACUGCACCACGUCCGCGAUAUGAAGUUUACAAACAUUAACAAUAACAUCGCGUAUUACUACAGACGAAAAUUGAUAACGUUUCAGAGCAAUGUUAUCGUUUCUUAGCGCCGCCAAUCUGAGAAAAAUAACGAGAAUCUACAACAAAAUGCGGGUUUUUCUUUCUUCUCGUUUGAAAACUGUAUUUGUUAUACCGUCAAGGACUUAUAGUUGAUGAGGUUUGGUAUCGAAAAAGUGUAGUGGUAUGCCUAGGACAAAGAGUUUGUCCGGUAGCUGUUCCAGUGAUAGUAGCAACGAGAAGUUCCCCUUGAUUUUCUUUCAACCGAAAAGCUACGGAACUCUAGUGGCCAGUUAUGAGUUUUUGAAGUACGCCAAGAGCAGAGGAAAUCAGACGCUGCAUCGGUCUGAAUCGAUGUUAUCGUUAUGUUUCCGCUCCCUAGAGACGUACAUUAACGACGACAAUCUCGCAGGACUCCGAUCCUUCCUGGAGAACAAACAGGUGCAGAUAGAAGACAAGGACGAUAACGGCACAACAGCUCUAAUAUACGCCGCGCAGAAAGGACGCGUCAACUUCGUCCAGGAAUUGCUCAAAUAUGGCGCCGAUCCCAACGCGGAGGACAAUGACAACUGGACAGCGCUACUGUGCGCUUGCAAGGAAGGAUACGUGGAUAUUGUCAUCGUACUCCUUGACAAUAAUGCAGAUAUCGAACACAGAGACAUGGGUGGUUGGACACCACUCAUGUGGGCUACAUAUAAAGGAAGAACCGAAAUAGUCCAGAUACUCCUAGACAAAGGGGCAGAGGUGAACGCCCAUGGCAACUAUCACAUAUCCUCAUUGCUUUGGGCUGCUGGCAGAGGUUACACGCAAAUUUGCAGGAUGCUCAUUGAUAAGGGCGCCAAAGUAAACGUUGGAGACAAAUAUGGCACCACAGCCUUGAUAUGGGCCAGUAGAAAAGGCCACCAGGAUAUUGUAGAUAUGUUACUGAAAGCCGGAGCCAAUGUGGAUACUGCAGGGAUGUAUUCGUGGACCCCUCUGAUAGUGGCCACCCAAGGAAACUUCAUAGAGGUCGUCAAUACUCUUUUGGAAUUCAAACCGAAUGUGAAUGCUUUAGAUAAGGAUGGAUGCAGUGCCCUUACCUUAGCUUGUAAGGAGGGAUAUUACGAGAUAGCCACUGCUCUUUUGGCCGCUGGUGCUUACAUUAAUAUUCAGGACAGAUCAGGAGACACCAACUUGAUACACGCAGUGAAGGGAGGCCAUAGGGGUGUAGUCGAGGCAUUAUUGAAGAAGUACGCGGACGUAGAUAUAGCGGGAAAAGACAAGAAAAGCGCCAUAUACAUCGCCGUUGAAAAAGGGAACAUAAACAUCGUCAAGCUCUUGCUAAACUCCAACCCAGACCUUGAGAUAGCUACAAAAGAUGGAGACACGCCUUUACUCAAGGCUGUUAGAUCUAGAAACGCCGAAGUGGUCCAGCUGUUGCUGGACAAGAAGGCCAAGGUUUCGGCCUCAGAUAAGAGGGGAGAUACGGCCCUGCACAUAGCGAUGAGGUCGAGGUCGAAAACGAUAGUGGAGAUACUCCUGAGGAAUCCCAAACACAGCCAGUUGCUAUAUCGGCCCAACAAAGCUGGGGAGACUCCUUACAAUAUUGAUGGGAGUCACCAGAAAACCAUAUUGGGUCAAAUAUUUGGCGCAAGGAGGCUGAAUACAAAUGAGGAUAACGAAAACAUGCUGGGCUAUGAUUUAUACACAAGCUCUUUGGCUGACAUGCUCAGCGAACCAUCGUUAUCUAUGCCAAUCACAGUAGGACUAUACGCGAAAUGGGGCAGUGGAAAGUCUUUCUUACUGAAUAAACUGAGAGCCGAAAUGAAAAGUUUCGCUAAGGAAUGGUCUGAUCCAGUCUUCCAGUUCACAUCUUCAUUGUUUCUUGUUCUUCUUCAUUUCGCGCUCAUCAUUGGGACAAUCAUAGGACUAGGAACAAGGAGUUGGGUAACGGGUUUGACCUUUUGCAUAGUUUUCCUUGUUUUGGCGUAUGUUGCCCUACUCUUCGUAUGGUAUGCCAAUAAAAGCUACGAUGUUAAUUGGAUAAGCAAUUUUAACGGUAAACUGACUAGAAAGAUCAACAAUAUACGGUUGGUGUUUCAAAUUCUUUUUUGCCAUCCACCGAAUACAGCUCCACAGUAUUUAACCAGUGCAAACCCAAUAAGAUUCUAUUUCACAGAUCUCACUAGAAUUAGUAGUACAACAGGAGGUGAAAAUUCUGUUGUACAGAUGAUAGGAAGUCUUUACGAUGCCAUUGAAAAUGAAUACGGCCCUCUUGCCACAAGGUUAUACAGAGCUUUCAAGCCCAAACCUGGCAAAACGUCUUCAUGGAAGUGGAGAAAAAUGUGUUGCUUGCCAUACAUAGUUCUAUUCGAGAUUACUUUCCUUUGUGUCCUAGUAGGAAUAAGUGCCUUGACUGUUUAUUUCAUCCAUCUAAGAACGAUCUUCACUGAGAAUGAUCUAACUGUUAAGCUCAUACUCGAGAUAGUUUUGGUAACUGCAGGUUCAAUAUUGGUGUUGGCCGCUGUAGCCAAUCUGUACACUUUCGGUAGGAUGUUGUCAAGUCUUAUGUUCUCUCAAAGACGACAUCUACAAAGAACUAUAUCGAAGAUAGAGACCCUCAAGUCUGAAGGUUUUCUCCAAGCUGUCCGACAAGAGGUCAGCUUGAUGAAGGAGAUGAUCAAAUGUAUUGACGGUCUCAGUCAGCAGCAGUCCAGACUUGUUGUGAUAAUGGAUGGUUUAGAUAGUUGCGAACAGGAGAAAGUAUUGCUUAUACUGGAUACUGUCCACAUGCUUUUUUCUGAUGCAAACAGUCCCUUCAUUGUGAUAUUAGCUAUAGAUCCUCACAUUAUAGCCAAGGCUGUUGAAAUGAAUACGAGAAGACUGUUCAGUGAAAGCAAUAUAGGAGGCCACAGCUACUUAAACAAUAUGGUGCACCUGCCAUUCUUCCUCCAAAAUUCUGGAUUGAGAAAAGUGAAAGUGGCUCAACAAGUUGCAUUGAGCCAUAAGAAGCCCACCACCUCCUUAUUCGGGGAAAAUGAUGAAAACCUCAACAGUUUCCUAGCAAGAUCGGCUUCUAGUAGAAGGCUUUCAAACGAAAGUGCGCUAAUGUCGAGUCAGGAGAAGUUGAAGCACAGCAGAAAAGGAAGUAGAAAAUUGAAAGUAUCAGAAUCGAUCGCCAGUUCUAUAUGCUCAAAUUUAAACAAAAUUGGUGGACCACACGAUCUCACCAAGAUGCUGCUCACAGAUGAUUAUUUUAGUGAUGUUAAUCCUCGAUCAAUGAGAAGGUUGUUCAAUGUUGUUUACGUCACUGGAAGAUUACUGAAAGCUUUCAAGAUCGAUUUCAACUGGUAUAGACUGGCUUCAUGGAUUAAUAUAACGGAGCAAUGGCCCUUCAGAACUUCUUGGAUGCUGUACCAUUUAGAGAUGCAUGAGGAUUCAUUAGAUGAUAAUACACCUUUGAAAAAUAUAUAUGAAAAAAUCAAACCUGGUGUGCACUUGUAUAGAGAUAAUGAGCCUCUUAUGGAAUUAGAUAGAGAUGAAAAAAAAUUGGAGAUCUUCUUGUCUUACCACAAAACCAGCCUAUUGGUCAGUGAUCUCAAAAUAUUCGUUCCAUUCACUAUUAACCUGGAUCCAUACCUCAAAAAGGUUAUAAAGGAGGAACUACAGAAUAGCGAUGAAGAGUACCUGAUGAUGACCACUUCCAAAGUGGGUAUGAUGCAGAAUAAUCCCGUACAAGCGAUACACCCAUGGAACAUACCUGCUGCUGACUGGACACCACCCAAAAAUGUUAUAAAUAGGAGGUCUAGAAACAAUCCCCGAUAUCCAUCUCCUACCGCAUCUUAUUACCAGCAGGCUAGCAACAUGAUUGGUUGGAACCAGCAGUAUAUCCCUCCUCCUCCUCAACCACCUCCAUUCAUACCCCCACCACCGAUCAUACCAGCUGAAAUACUGGAAGGGAAGUUAACUUCCUUGAAUGUAGAUGGUAUCUGUAGACUCUUAGAGAAACUGGAAGACCUCAACAAAGAAGCUGUUGCCCAUUAUGUUAAGAUCAUCAGAGGCAACAACAUCAAUGGAAGAGUAUUGAUGACUUGUAACCUUGAUGAACUGAAACAGCUUUUGAAAAUGAGCUUUGGAGAUUGGGAGAUGUUCAAGGCUACAGUUAUGUCCCUCAGAGAGCAGGAAUUCCAUUUACUGAUGAGGCAGGAGGAACUGAAAUUGGGGAGACCAAACCGUGAACGUAAAGGCAGUAUCACCAAAACGAAUAAUACAGGAGACAAGGAACCAAAAAAUUCCAUGGAAGGUCCCCCUCAAAGAAAGCAAAGUGUGAUGGAAAAACAAGUUACUCUGGAAGAUCAGAUGAUCUGUGGCGCCCUCCAAACGCUGAAUGAGGAGGCCUGCGAAGAUGUAUUAGAAGAAACGGAAGAUCAGCGUUUGGUGAACGAUCAAGACUUACCGCUGACAUCUGUGAUACCACCAUCUCCUGAUACAAAUCAAGAUUUUGAAACAGGGUGUAGAUCGAGAACCAACAGCACAAGCGGUAUUGGAUAUACUGAUUUUGUUAUGUUGCAACCAUCUCCCAUUGGUCAUUGGCAACCUGUGAGCAUCUGCAUUCAAGGCAAUUCAGAGAGCUUAAGCGAAAGUUCUAGGUGUAGUUCCCAAGUACCAUCCCCAGUGUUCGAACGAAGAAACUCAAACAAUAUCAAGCUUGGAAACCUCAAAUCCAAUCAGAACCAACUAGACGAUUCAUCAAAAAGACCAAAGCACGUGGUGAUCAACAUAGACCCUCAAGAUUCCACAAAGGUGAACAUUUCCACAGCACACAACACUGCAUCCUACAACAUCAAGGAGGUUAAACCACUGCUUCAAGACAAGAAAACUGCUGCAGCUCAAACGAAGGGCAGACCAAGGCCAAAUUCGCUGAGUAUCUCUGCAAACGAGCCAAAGGGCAACAAAGCUCGUAAUAGGUCGAAAUCUAUCGACCAUACGGCCAAACAGAAGCACCAAGAGAACCUACCUACUUUUGAUGCCUUGAACAAAAUCAAGGAGAAGCUCCUGCAUUCGAGCCCUGAGCUGCAUGAUGGUAUUGGUGGAAACAGCGACAAUGAAAGUACGCCACUGGUGUCAGAGCUAUCGGCGAGUCCAAAGUCAGGGCAUAGUUCUGACGUCAGAUCUUCUGACUCCAACGGUUUUCAUUCACCUAUAUCCCUUCACAGUUUAUCGCCAGACUAUAUGAAGAAGGUUGAAGAAAACCCUAACAAUUUGAAUUCUGAGUCAACCCCCACUCCUAAUUCAUCCAAUACCAAUUUAUUCUCCCCAAUUUCGUCUUCAGAAGGAGGUAAUGUGUCCACCAAGAAGAAGGCUAGGUCCAGAAGGCACUCAGAUUCUUGUUCCUUGUCACUUUCUAUGAAGAGCACCGGAAGCAACUACAGUAGUCAGAGUUCUACUAGCUCCAAACAACUGUCUAGACAGAGCGCUCUGGAGUUUGAGGAGAAUUUUGAAGACAUCCAUUGUUAUCCAGAUAAGAUUUGUUGAGUUCAGUUUUUCCCCUUAAUAGAAAUCAGUAUUUCCUUUUUUAGUGGUAAGAUAUUUAUUUAUAUUUUUUACUCUGUUUUAUCUUGUGUAAGAUAAUAAAUGAUGUUAGCUGUU
This is a messenger RNA of Harmonia axyridis, 5845 nucleotides long. It is a transcript of the gene Arms, whose product is annotated as kinase D-interacting substrate of 220 kDa B. Gene Ontology annotation, molecular function: protein binding. The record is from RefSeq and is a predicted model, not a curated record. The coding region runs from base 404 to 5731 and encodes 1775 amino acids. The transcript is spliced from 25 exons. Lineage: Eukaryota; Metazoa; Arthropoda; Insecta; Coleoptera; Coccinellidae.